Messenger RNA from Hemicordylus capensis (graceful crag lizard), 2580 nucleotides. It is a transcript of the gene PMEL, whose product is annotated as premelanosome protein. The record is from RefSeq and is a predicted model, not a curated record. The transcript is spliced from 13 exons. Gene Ontology annotation, cellular component: melanosome. Gene Ontology annotation, biological process: melanosome organization. Bases 163 to 2412 code for a protein of 749 amino acids. NCBI's taxonomy places the organism in Eukaryota, Metazoa, Chordata, Lepidosauria, Squamata, Cordylidae.
CACUUAUGCACCAUCUUCAUGUCCUGCUCUUUGGGUAUGGGUGGGAUUUCUCCCUUUCUUUUAAUUUUCAAAGUAUUUACUUCUGAAUACCUGGGAAGUCUGCCAGACAUGUACUAGUAGAAGCUCAGGAGGAGGCUACAGAGAGAACCCAGAGCUAAGAAGAUGCCAAGGAUCUGGUGCCUGUGGCUUGCCAUUUGGGCCCUUUGGGCUGUGGCUGCAGCUCAACGCAGGAUGAGUGGCAGGCGCAACAGAUGGGGGCUAAACUGGAGCCAGAAGCACUCAGCCUACAAGUCUUGGAACUCCCGACUGUACCCCCAGUGGAAAGAGGGAGACCCCAGGCAGCGGAACUGCUGGCGAGGCGGCGAUGUGACAUUUGAUAUCAGAAAUGAUGCCCCAACCAUAACUGGUGCAAAGGCCACGUUUAGCAUUGUUCUGCGCUUCCCUGGCAACCAGACAGUCAUGCCAGAUGGACGCAUCGUGUGGAGCCAGAACUGCUCCAUAAAUGGCACCCAUGUGAUGCAAGGAGAUCCUGUUUUCCCUGAGCAGGAGACGGCAGGCCCUGACAGCUUCUUUCCCGAUGGGCAACCCUUCUCCCCAAGUGACCGUGGAAGACGUGGCAAGUUUGUCUAUGUCUGGCAGACAUGGGAGCGCUACUGGCAGGUAGUCGAUGGUCCUUCAUCCCAGCUGACCGUAGAGACAGGGAACAUACCGCUAGGUUCCUACACCAUGGACGUGCAAGUCUACCAUUACCGAGGACGUGAGAAAUUCAUCCCCAUAGGUGGCACCUCAUCACAGUUCAGCAUCACCGACCAGAUCCCAUUCAAUGUGGACAUUACACAGGUGCUAGAUAUGGAUGGGACAGAUGGUCGCUUUGUGCAAAACCGGGCCAUUUCCUUUGGUGUGCGGCUCCACGAUCCCAGCCAAUAUCUGCGUGAUGCUGACAUCUCCUACUCCUGGGAUUUUGGUGACCAGAGUGGGACACUGAUUUCCCGGCAAGCCCUGGUUACCCACACCUACCUCACCGCUGGGACCUUCAUCCCUCGCGUGGUGCUCCAGGCUGCCAUCCCCCUGGCCUCUUGCGGAAGCAGCACUACAGAACAGCCACCUGUUGUCCCCUCAACCAAUCCAAGUGGCACCACAGUCCAGGUUACCACUGCCUUGCCCAUUGUCAGCAGUCCGGCUGGGACAAGCUCUGAGGGAGUCCAAACUUCUGCGGCAGCCCCUGGGACGUCAGCACUCCCCACUGAACAGCAACCUGAAACGGCAAGUGCCGGUUCCUUGGCCACAGUAGCACCUGCUACAAUCAUCAGUGCUGUGCCUGAAGGGGCAGAUUUAGCUGCCGCAUCUGUGGAUCCAGCAAUUGUUGCCUCUUCAACAGAAGAUGCCACCGGCCCUGUGGCCCCUGCCUCUGUGUCCACUGCAGUGCCUGCCUCUCUGCCGGGCUCUGUGGCCCCUGCCUCUGUGUCCACUGCAGUGCCUGCCUCUCUGCCGGGCUCUGUGGCCCCUGCCUCUGUGUCCACUGCAGUGCCUGCCUCUCUGCCAGGCAUCGUGGCAUCUGCUUCUCUGUCCACAGUGGCACCCGAGGACGACCCUGGAACUGCGCCCACGGUUCUGUCCCCUCUGGCACCUACCACUGCACUUCCUGGAGUUUCAGUGACACCCUCCAGUGUGGUCAACACCCCGGUCUCUUCGGCAACAGCAGAUGCUGCUGAAGACCCAGUGACCAUCGAUCUGACUGUAUCUGUGGUGCCUGACGCUGAAACAGUUGCAACGGAGGCCGCCCUCAUCUUGGUCAAGCGGCAGGCUCCUGCUGGCUGCCUCCUCUACCGCUAUGGGACCUUCGCCACUGCACUGGACAUUGUCCAGGGAAUUGAGAGUGUGGAGAUCGUGCAGGUGGUGCCACUGUUGCCAGCCAUUGCUGAGAACACAGUCGAUCUCACGGUGACCUGCCAAGGAAGCCUCCCUGAAGAAGUCUGCACGAUCAUCUCGGAUGCAGAUUGUUUGACAGCUCAGGAGACUGUAUGCAGCCCGAUCCAGCCUGGACCUGACUGCCAGCUGGUUUUGCGCCAGGCCUUCAACCAGUCUGGCCUCUACUGUGUCAACAUCUCACUGGCGGAUGCAAACAGCCUGGCUGUAGCCAGCACGCAAGUCAGAAUCCAGGCAGGAAGAACGCCAGCCUCAGCCCAGAUGGCAUUAGUAGCUGGAGUGGUGCUUGUUGCUGCUGCCUUGGGAGCUGUGGCCUACACCUACAGGCGUGUAAAGUACACCCCGCUACGUGCUGCAGUGUCCACCAGCACCUCCCCCAGGAGCUGGUUGCCUGACCGCACCUCUGUCCGCCUCUUCCUACGCCAGGCAUUUGGGCAGGGGGCCAGUGGGGAGAGCAGCCCACUGCUGAGUGGCAAUGUGAUCUAAAGAGGAUGUCAAACGCCAAGGGACCCACCACCCUGACCAGAUGUCCCAUGGAGCCAGCACUGGGAAUGGAGGCAGUGACCUUCCCUGCCAGUCUUUCACCCUAAACUCACCUCCCCAGCAUUGUUGUUCUUUUCAAAUUUCCUGCUAAGUAAACACCAGACUCCUUGA